CCCAUAAUCAUCAUAGAGUCAUAUACUAAUGUGCAUAAACCAAUACCUAAUCAGCAAGUCAACCAAUAAGUAAUCAAUCGCAGGCAGUUCUACCAAGCGCAUUUCUUCUUCAUCAUCUAGUCCAACUAAAGAAUCCGGAAAUUUUCAUCACCUGAGUACAGCCCACCAUGCUAGAAGAACCCAAGAAGAUCAUCAUAGAUACUGAUCCUGGGAUUGAUGAUGCCAUGGCAAUAUUUUUGGCGCUGCAAUCACCGGAAGUGGAGGUCAUUGGACUCACCACCAUCUACGGCAACGUUUAUACCACUCUUGCCACCAGAAAUGCUUUGCAUUUGUUAGAGAUUGCGGGAAGGACGGAUAUUCCAGUUGCUGAAGGAUCCCAUGUCACAAUCACUAAAGGGACAAAACUCCGAAUAGCUGAUUUUGUACAUGGUAACGAUGGGCUUGGAAAUCAAAACUUUCCUCCACCAAAAGGAAAGCCAAUUGAACUGUCUGCUGCUGAUUUUCUCAUCCAACAAGCGAGUUGUUAUCCUGGCAAGGUCACCGUGGUUGCGUUGGGGCCUCUUACGAAUAUUGCUUUGGCUAUCCAAUCAGAUCCCCAUUUUGUAAAAAACAUACAACAGAUUGUUGUUCUUGGCGGUGCUUUUGCAGUAAAUGGGAAUGUCAAUCCAGCAGCUGAAGCAAAUAUUUUUGGAGAUCCAGAUGCAGCGGAUAUUGUUUUUACCAGUGGAGCUGAUGUCCUGGCUGUUGGAAUCAAUGUCACGCAUCAAGUUAUUUUCACUGAUGCUGAUCGAGAUAAGUUGGCAGAGUCCAAUGGAAAGUAUGCUCAAUACUUGUGCAAGAUCUUGGAUGUGUACUAUUCAUAUCAUCAUGAUGCUUACAGCAUCAAAGGUGUUUACCUUCAUGACCCAGCUGCCCUUCUAGCUGCUGUCACUCCUUCACUAAUCACCUACACAGAAGGUGUGGUCCGUGUACAGACUACUGGCAUUACACGGGGUCUAACUCUAUUUUAUAACAAACAGAAAAGGUUUGGUGAAGUUACAGAAUGGUCAGAUAAACCCUCAGUCAAGGUGGCAGUCACUGUUGAUGCUCCUGCAGUUGUCAACCUGGUCAUGGAACGGCUGACUAAUUCUUGAUCCAUCUACACUGAUUUUAAUUGUUCCUGUUCUCUUUCCCUACCAAAUGGGAAGAAGAAGUGUCUUCCUGCUGGUAAUUGAUGCUCUUAGUGCUUCUUCAAGAUAAACCAUGUGAUUGGAUCAAAAGGAAGCGGCCUUGUAGGGCACGCCAGAGAUGAUUGUUAACGUAUUAGUUGUAAAUCAUCGGAAUUUCCCCAGUUCUUAUGUCUCCGAUCAAUACAGAGGAGAAGCAGAUUUUUCUUUCAUUUAAACCAAUGUCACUUCUUCUUGAAAACUUUGACCUAUUUUAUGAAUCUGAUCAUAUUUAGUUGUUCGCAUUAUUA
This is a messenger RNA of Coffea eugenioides, 1456 nucleotides long. Its product is annotated as probable uridine nucleosidase 2. Gene Ontology annotation, cellular component: cytosol. Gene Ontology annotation, biological process: purine nucleoside catabolic process. Gene Ontology annotation, molecular function: purine nucleosidase activity. The transcript is spliced from 9 exons. Bases 168 to 1133 code for a protein of 321 amino acids. The record is from RefSeq and is a predicted model, not a curated record. NCBI's taxonomy places the organism in Eukaryota, Viridiplantae, Streptophyta, Magnoliopsida, Gentianales, Rubiaceae.